CACGAGGCUGAAGGGGACGGAAGAGCCUGGACUUCCUCUUCGCUCUCCCCGCUGAUUGGCUUGCGGAGGUUAUGAAACCCUUGAAUGGGGGCUGCGGGUAACCUUUGCCGCAAAAAGUCGCCCCUUUGAAAAGCAGCGCUGCCGGGCGAGAGGAGACGGCGACCGGCUGCGCAUCAUGAAGUCGGCCGUGGUGCUGCUGGCCGGGCUGUGCGCCUUCACCGCCUAUUAUGUGUACCUGCCUUUGCCGAGCACGGUGUCGGAGCCUUGGCGGCUGAUGCUGCUGGACGCGUCUUUCCGGAUAGCUCAGCAAACGUGCAACCUGGGUCAUUAUUUGGGACUUGGGCAUCACUUGAGGCUUCUGAACUUUAUAAUUGGCACAUUUGACAAGCUGAAUCCCCAGCAAGCGGAACGGGUGAAGAUAACAGAUACACAGUUUGACGGCGUGGAGGUCAGGCUGUACAGACCUCAUGCGAAGGAAGAGAAGACUCUCUGGCGCAGUGUGGUGUACAUCCAUGGAGGAGGAUGGGCCUUGUCCAGUACAAGAGGAAGCUUCUAUAACAAUCUUUGCUCAAUUAUGGCUGAAUCUCUGGAUGCUGUUGUCAUCUCUAUUGAGUACCGACUCGUGCCCGACUUCCAUUUCCCGGUGCAGUUCAAUGAUGUUCUCCGCGCCACAAGAUACUUCAUGCGCCCUGAAGUCCUGGCUCAAUAUUCAGUGGACCCCAGCAGAAUCGCCAUCUCUGGCGACAGUGCAGGAGGAAACCUAGCGGCAGCUGUGUGCCAAGAGAUGAGUCAAGAUCAGAAUGAAACCAACAGAUUUAAAUUGCAGGCUUUAGUCUACCCAGUCCUUCAAGCAUUUGAUUUUAAUACUCCUUCCUAUCAGCAGAAUGAGGUCACCCCUGUCCUGCCACGAUUUGUCAUGGUGAAGUUCUGGAUAGACUAUUUCAAUGGGAACUAUGAGUUUGCCCCGUCCAUGGUGGUUAACAAUCACACUUCCCUGGACGUGAGCCAGACCAACUCUUUCAGGGACCAUGUGGAUUGGACUUCCCUAGUCUCUGCUCGUUUCAGAAAGAACUACAAACCUGUAAUGCCAUCAACGGGGAAGGUGGAAAUCCUGCAGGAUAUACCUUCAUUGCUCGACGUUCAUGCUGCUCCGUUGCUAGCCAAGAAAGAGGUUCUCCGGUUCCAGCCAAAGACUUACAUCCUUACUUGUGAGAUUGACGUUUUGAGAGAUGAUGGGAUAAUGUAUGCCAAGCGGCUGGAGGAAGCUGGGGUGGAGGUAACUGUGGACCACUUUGAAGACUGUUUUCACGGCUGCAUGAUCUUCACCAUUUGGCCAACCAAUUUUUCAGCAGGAAUUCGCACUAGGGACAGCUAUAUCAAAUGGCUCAGUGAAAAUCUGUGAAGAAUGUCUUGCUUGCAAAGAAAAAAAAAUCCAAAACUGUAACGGGUUCAAAAUGAUCUCAUGGUAAUAUCAUGCCUUCCAUUUUUAACAAAAGAUUUAAGUUGCAGCAUAAGAAUGUGCCACUAAUGUCUUGUCUUGAGUCGCUUGGACUUGUGUGUGUAGCUGUGUUGUAGGGAAAGCCGCAAUACAAUUUUGAUCCCAA
Molecule: messenger RNA, 1604 nt
Organism: Eublepharis macularius
Lineage: Eukaryota; Metazoa; Chordata; Lepidosauria; Squamata; Eublepharidae
Gene: NCEH1
Product: neutral cholesterol ester hydrolase 1
Exons: 5
Coding region: 176-1402 (408 amino acids)
Biological process (GO): triglyceride catabolic process
Cellular component (GO): cytosol; membrane
Molecular function (GO): sterol ester esterase activity; triacylglycerol lipase activity
Source: RefSeq, a predicted model, not a curated record